Molecule: messenger RNA, 539 nt
Organism: Geodia barretti
Lineage: Eukaryota; Metazoa; Porifera; Demospongiae; Tetractinellida; Geodiidae
Source: the annotation of a GenBank genome assembly
GAGAAAGGAUGUCAUGUGAUACAUGUAAACACCAUACAAUCUGUUAGGAUGGGAUGCAGUCAUUGACUGGAAGGAUGUUCUGUCCGGAGGAGAGAAGCAGAGAAUGGGAAUGGCACGAAUCUUCUACCACAGGCCCAAGUUUGCACUGCUGGAUGAGUGUACCAGUGCAGUCAGUAUAUAAUCGUGGAGGGAGGCAUCUUCCAGGCUGCAAAGGACGCUGGCAUCACACUACUCACCAUCUCACAUAGACCCUCUCUCUGGAGAUUCCACACUCACCUGCUUCAGUUCAAAGGGGAGUGUGACUGGAGGAUGGAGGAGCUGGACAUGGCCACGAGGCUAGGGCUGAGAGAGGAGAAGGAGAGACUCGAGGCCCAGCUGGCGGGGAUCCCUGAGAUGCAGCAGCGUCUCAAACACCUCUGCUCUGUACUAGGAGAAAGCUCAAUACAACAUCAUAGGUGACGUGAUACUAUAGCUAUUACUCAUAUAUAACAUAGGUGUAUAUAUUACGCACAGGUUAUCAUAUAGCCAUUUCUUGUGAG